AUGAGUAAAAAUUCUUCCAACAUAAUGGCUUUGGUUCCCAAAACAUCUAACAAAAGAGAGACUGUGUGUAUAUUUGGAACAGGAGAUUUUGGAAGAGCUCUGGGCCAUAAACUGAUUCAGUCUGGCUACCCUGUCGUAUUUGGAAGCCGGAGCCCAUGGCCAUCCAGCCUGAUUCCCAAGGAUGCAGAGGUGCUGAGCCAUGCUGAGGCAGCACAGAAAGCUGCCAUCAUUAUUAUAGCAAUCCAGAGGCAACAUUAUGACUUCCUUGCAUCACUAGAGGAAACACUCCAUGGAAAAGUGUUGGUGGACAUAAGCAACAACUUAAAAAUAAACCAGUAUCCUGAAUCCAAUGCAAAGUACUUGGCUCAGCUGGUGCCCAGCGCUAGGGUUGUGAAAGCCUUCAACACCGUGUCGGCCUGGGCUCUGCAGUCAGGCACUCUGGAUGCAAGCCGGCAGGUGUUUGUCUGUGGAGAUGACACAGAAGCUAAACAAAUGGUAAUGGAUAUUGUUCGUGCACUGGGACUCACACCAUUAGAUCAAGGAUCUCUCUUGGCUGCACGGGAAAUAGAAAAUUACCCUCUACAGCUCUUUCCAAUGUGGAAGCUUCCCAUCUUUUUGUCCCUUGGUCUAACCGCAUUCUUCUUCUUCUACUGUUUGGUUCGUGAUGUAAUUUAUCCUUGUGUUUAUGAAAAUAAGGAUUAUUCAUUUUAUCUUGCAAUUUCCAUUCCGAAUCGGAUCUGCCCUAUAAUGGCACUUGUCCUUCUUGCCUUGGUUUAUCUCCCUGGUGUACUUGCUGCAAUUAUUCAGUUAUACAGAGGUACCAAAUACAGCCGUUUCCCAGACUGGCUGGACAGAUGGAUGCUGUGUAGGAAACAACUUGGACUAGUAGCCUUGGCAUUUGCUUCUCUGCACGCUAUUUAUACUCUCGUUAUCCCAAUUCGCUACUAUGUAAGAUGGACAGUUGAGGACAGAACCAUCUCACAGGCACUGAACAAUAAAACUACUCCAUUUGACAACACAAAUGGCUGGCUUAGUGACUCUUAUUUGGCUUUGGGGAUUUUAGGAUUCUUUUUAUUUGUUCUUCUUGGAAUAACUUCCUUGCCUUCUGUCAGCAACAAUGUCAACUGGAGAGAAUUUCGAUUUGUACAGUCCAAACUGGGAUACCUGACAUUGAUUUUAUGCACCGCACACACACUGGUUUAUGGUGGAAAGCGGUUCCUAAGUCCAUCAUCAUACAGAUGGUAUCUUCCAAAUGCCUAUAUGCUCUCUCUCAUUAUUCCAUGUGUUGUACUGGUUGUCAAAUUUGUGCUCAUACUUCCUUGUCUAGACAAACAACUAACACGAAUUCGACAGGGCUGGGAAAGGAAUCCCCAGUACUCAGAACAGUCAAACUACAUUAUCAACAAGUCUGCUGUGUAAUUAGACUAACCUGUAUUGUUAAAAAGAAACAAAAAAUUGAAGGCAAAAUGAAGUCCCUAUCCUCCCUUACCUGGAGAGAGAAAAGAGAGAAAAAGUGAGAAGCCUGGGCAGGCUCUGACUGAAAUAAAGCAAUCCCAGUGACAAACUUAAAAUUGAAAUCAAAUGAGCCUCCUGAGAUCCUGCAUCCCAGACAUGCUUUCACACAGGCCUUUUCCUUUUUCUCCCUGUACUCCUCCUGUUCACCCUCCAUUCCUGACAGGAGUAUGAGAGAAAUGUUCAAUGCAUCAGUCACUCGAAAUCUCCAGUGCUGGCCAGAACCAGAGCAACCUCUCAUAUUAGAUAGCGUCUGCUCCUCUUCACUAUCCUGUCCACUGGGGCUCAGAUCUGCAUGCUCCUGCACGCACAUGCAUACAUAUAUAAACACCCUGCUUCCACCUCUGAAGCCACCAGACUGUAGAGCGAGCACAGGACAGGCGUUAGCUGAGGGAAAGUUCUCAUCUUCCCAACAUUAGUUUGUCCUCCAUUAACAUCUGCUCAAAGAAAUCUAUAUUCAUGCCUUAGAAAUAGUUGAAUAAGAUUUGCUUGGUUUGUGUACAGGCACUCUAAUGUUCAAAGUGUAUCUACUGAGGAUUGCUGAACCCUUGCUAUACUGCAGAAAGUCAGGUGGCAAGGGGAUAGAGGAGAGACCAAAAUGUCAAAAAGACACGAGACAUGCUUACCAGCCUAAGCUUCUCUGCAAGUACAUGCACACAGUGGUUGGUGAAUUUUUGUGUAAGCAGUGAUCUGUAUGGAAAGGAGCUGAUGGAAAACACUGUUUUAUUAGGAGUUUAUACUGCAUGUCAUACUUAUAUAUAUCACAAGGAAUAGAUUGUUGAUUUUUCUAAAAUUCUUUGGAUGCAAUGUUAUAGAUGUUCCAUGAAAAUGCAUAUAUUCUAAUCUCAAUAAAGACAAUUCUUCAUAGUUCUGCAUUCUGUUAUUAUUCCUGGAACCUCUUUUGCUGUGAUGCAGCUGCUGGUAUGCUUAGUUGCACGUUAGUAUUGGAAGGCCUUGGGGGAAGAAAUAAAAUGGGAUCCUGUCCUCAGAUAGCUGCCAGGGCUUAUUUUCUCCUAUUUUUGCUCCUUGGAUGCUUACAUAUAUAGAUAUUUGCUUAGUUACUGAAGAGGAGCGAAAAACAGUUGUGGGCUCAGAGGGCCUCAAUACAGGGAUACCUAUAACACCACCUUAAACUCCCUCAGAAAGAGAAGACAGAGGCAGAAGCAGAGAGAAUAAUAAAAAAAAGACAAAAGGAGACAGUGAUUGUGUGCAAGUAGAUGAAAAAGCAAGACAAAAUAAAAUACAUAGUAGCAGCCUGAAUUAAUAUCUAGACUUGACACUGGGAGCUAUAUUCUACUUCCAGUGACAUAGUCCAGACUUGUAUUAAGAACAGUAACUGCUUCAAGAUGCAUAGUUUGCUUUUAUGAUUACCUGUUAUAGGACGUGGGUUUCUGACUAUGCAGAUACAGAUCUUAAACUUUUUUCUCGCUCCCACAGCUGAGCUUGUGAGUUAGAAUUUAAUUUGCAACAGCCAUGGCAAGUAACACAAUGAAAAGUCAUGCUUUACGAAACACAAACAUUGCCAAUGCUCUGCCAACUUCUCUGACAAAGAAUAUGAUUCUUUGUAUUUCUGAGUGCCCUGCAUUAAGAGGCUGAGUGAGGUCUGCUCUACUCCCACUGAAAACCAGUACAAGGUAACUGUGGCUUGACUGAAUACAAUCUGUACACUCAUUCACUACUAAAUUCUAGCUUCUGGGCACAGGGCUGCAGCUCAUGCAAGAAAGACAAAAAGAAUUCUUCAAGGAGCAGGUUGUUUUAUAUGGCUGAAAGAUAGGCCCAAGCUUACUGAAAAUGUCAAGCAGAGAGGUACAAUUUGCUGUUUACUCCAAGAAUAAAAUGCCAAUACCUGUUGUGUACAAACCAAGCAGACAAUGCUAUUUGUUUGCAUAGGUGCAUGAAACAGCUCUCACGAACUCAUCCAAAGCUCUCUCAUUUGAAGGCAGCACUGGGCUCUGUGUUGAUUUCAGUAAAUAGCAAGUCAGAUCUACAGCAGCACUUGUUAUUCCAGCUUAAGUGAUGAACUCCAUGUUGUUAGGCAGCUAGAAAGUAUUUGUUACAGAAACUUAAAUAUUUAUUCUUUAAAUAUUGUAGAGAACAAUUCUUCA
This is a messenger RNA of Phasianus colchicus (ring-necked pheasant), 3617 nucleotides long. RefSeq names its product STEAP4 metalloreductase (gene STEAP4). Gene Ontology annotation, cellular component: endosome; plasma membrane. The record is from RefSeq and is a predicted model, not a curated record. NCBI's taxonomy places the organism in Eukaryota, Metazoa, Chordata, Aves, Galliformes, Phasianidae. Gene Ontology annotation, biological process: copper ion import. Gene Ontology annotation, molecular function: ferric-chelate reductase (NADPH) activity; cupric reductase (NADH) activity.